This is a messenger RNA of Carassius gibelio (silver crucian carp), 1197 nucleotides long. RefSeq names its product interferon a3-like. The coding region runs from base 9 to 560 and encodes 183 amino acids. Gene Ontology annotation, molecular function: cytokine receptor binding. Gene Ontology annotation, cellular component: extracellular region. Lineage: Eukaryota; Metazoa; Chordata; Actinopteri; Cypriniformes; Cyprinidae. The transcript is spliced from 5 exons. The record is from RefSeq and is a predicted model, not a curated record. Gene Ontology annotation, biological process: response to exogenous dsRNA; defense response.
AUACAAAGAUGAAACAAACUCAAAUGUGGACAUAUAUUUGUGUGAUAUUUGUAACUCUGCUGAGUCAAUGCUCCGCUUGCAGAUGGCUCGGCAGAUACAGGAUGGUGAACUCCGAUUCUCUGACACUGAUUGAGAAAAUGGGUGGACAUCCAGGGACUGUUAAGGUGCGAUUUCCAGGACACCUGUACAACUUGAUUGGAGAUGCUAAGGUGGAGGACCAGGUGAGGUUUCUUGUCUUGAACUUAGAUCAGAUCAUCAACCUCAUGGAUGCCAAAGAACACAUGAAUCCAGAGCAAUGGAAACUAGUGGAAUAUUUCCUAAAAGACCUGCACAGGCAGUCAUCUGAGCUCAAAGAAUGUGUGGCCCAAUACCAAAAGCCGUCACAUAUGGAGUCAUAUGAGAAAAAGAUAACAAGGCACUUCAGGACUUUAAAGAAGAGUUUAAAGAAAGAAAAAUAUAGUUCUCACGCAUGGGAGCAGAUCCGGAGAUGGGUGAAAACCCACCUUCAGAGGAUGGAGAUCAUCGCAAACAACGCAAACAAGUCCCUGGCAAGAGUUUAACAGACAACCAAUGACAGAAAAAUGUAUGACUUGGGACACAUUCCAUAGGAUAAAAAAAAUGCUGCAAACAAUGCCUUACAAACAAAAACUGGAAAAAAAUGUUACAAAUGUAUUUGUGUAUUCAGAUGUUUGUAUUUAAUUGCAACGAAUGAAACCUAGAAUGUAAAUUAGAGUAGCUUAUUUUGACUAAUGGGCAGUGCUUUUAUACAGUGUUUACCUUAUGUGUUUCCUAUGAAAACUUGAAGUUAUCAGAUCAAACAAGCUAAUUAUGUUUCUUACAAAUACCUGUGAAAACUUUUCUAUCUGGUUUAGGUGAGAGUAAGCCUCUUUGCCUAAACUAUACUCAGAUAUUUUGCUAACUCAAAUGUAAUCAAAUGAAUUAACUGUCAGUCAGUCGGCAUGGUGUUAUGCACAUGCAUGUUGGCUAUAUUUCAGGAUUGUUUUGAGUAUACUUAAAUAUAUUUAUAUAUCUUUGUGCACAUUUUUUAUAUCCCAGUAUAUUUAUUGUUUUCAUAUUUAAUGUUAUUUAUAGUUAUUUAUUGACUCUUAUUGUCAUGAAACAUUUUGUACUGUCAAAGAAAACAAAUAUUGAUUGAAUCUGGUGUGAACAUUGUUUAAUAAAUGCAUUGAACUUCCA